Messenger RNA from Panicum hallii, 1303 nucleotides. RefSeq lists its product as uncharacterized. The transcript has 8 exons. NCBI's taxonomy places the organism in Eukaryota, Viridiplantae, Streptophyta, Magnoliopsida, Poales, Poaceae. The coding region runs from base 264 to 1133 and encodes 289 amino acids. Gene Ontology annotation, cellular component: membrane; clathrin vesicle coat. Gene Ontology annotation, biological process: endocytosis. The record is from RefSeq and is a predicted model, not a curated record.
GUGCCAGGCGCGGAGGCGCCUCCCGAGCCCGAACCAGAGCCCGACCCCGACCCUGCACCGGAAUCCUUCCCCGCCUUCCUUCUCCUCUGGUUCGACGACCGGACUCGCUGCUCCGCCACGCCGCAUUCGGAUCCGGCGCGGCCGCUCCCGAUCCCGCCUGCUCCCCUUCACCGCCCGGCACGAUCCGCCCCCCGCGCUCCGACUGCGCCCCGAGCCGGUCCGCGGCCGAGCCCGCCCCCCGGCGCUUCCGCGCGGCCGGCGCCAUGGCGAGCGCCGCCGGCAGCGAGCAGGCGCCAGCGCCGGCGGAGGCCGAGCCGCUGGAGCUCGUGCUGUUCCAGGUCGCCGAGUGCUACGUCUACCUGAUACCUCCGAGGAAGACGGCUGCCUCCUACAGGGCGGACGAGUGGAAUGUCAACAAAUGGGCAUGGGAAGGGGCGCUUAAGGUUGUCAGCAAGGGUGAGGAAUGCAUCAUAAAAUUGGAAGAUAAGAACACAGGGGAGCUUUAUGCUAGGGCAUUUCUGAGAGAGGGUGAGCCACAUCCGGUGGAACCUGUAAUUGAUAGCAGCAGAUAUUUUGUACUCCGGGUUGAAGAGAAUAUAGAUGGACGUCAGCGUCAUGCUUUUAUAGGUUUAGGUUUCCGUGAAAGACCUGAAGCAUAUGACUUCCAAGCUGCUCUACAUGAUCAUAUGAAAUAUCUAAACAAAAAGAAGGCUGCUGAAGAGAUGGUUCAACACUAUGAGAAGCAAUCAUCAGUGGAUUACAGCCUCAAAGAAGGGGAAACUUUGGUUCUUCAGCUUAAAAAUAAAGAAACCGGCACCAAGACAAAAUCAGCAUUUUUUGAGCAAGACCUAAACAAGCUCUCAGUGAGUGAAAAGACAAACUCCAAGGAGGCCCCUGUCUCCCUUAAACUUCCCCCACCUCCACCUUCACCCGUCUCUCCAACCGAUUCUGGAGUCGCCGCAUCCCCCUUCAAAGCAGAGUUUCCUCCCCAAGAACCUGCUGCUGAACCCGCCAGCGCAACCAGCGCUCUCUCCUCCAAAGCCGAACUUUCUCCAGAGCAACCAGCUGCUGCAGAGAAGGUCGAGCAAGAAACCGUGGAUGACGACUUUGGGGACUUUCAGGCUGCCGGGUGAUGUAUCAUGUAUCUUGUACAUACACCAUGUUACCGAGACUUUUAUUUUUAUUUUGUCUACUUGAAUCAGCUGUGACUUUUGCCGGCGCUCGUGUUGCUGUAUAGAGAGCUACAGUACCAUCUUAUAAUCUAUACAAAUACAUGGAGAAACCUUGUACCUUUCCUUUUUCA